CUUUCUAAGUCUUUGCAAUUACUUUCUAAGUCUUUGCAAUUUCUUUUCAUAUCAGAAUGGUAUUGGGUAUUUCGUGUUUAUUGCUGUACAUUUUCAUCUUGACUUGGAGGCUUCCACGCACUUUCUAUGUCUUCGCAAUGACUUUUCUACUCCAUCUAAUAUCUAGCUAGCUUUCUGUCUAUAUAUAGCUAGCUUUCUAUCCCCAGCCUUCACAUUUCUCUCCAUUGUGUUUCUGCUCUGCAAAUCUACCUUCAUACUUUAUUCUCAACUUACUACUCUUAAUCUCUGAGUCCAUUUUCCAGUCUUUGAUAACCCAAACUAAAGAAUACAAAAGACUUGGCAAUGUGAUUUUGAAUUCCUAUGAUUCCCUAGUGGCUCUACUUUACUUGUGCUCCUUCUACCCGCAACUUUAUUCUUUGCAGGUUCAGAAAGAUCAAGAACAUUAAAGUUUGCAAUCCAACAGUGUAGACAGGUGCAGAGGGAGCAGGAAUCACAUUAUUUCAUUCGACACACCGUCACAUUAAACUGUUCUGUAUGGUGAAUUUCGGUGACAGCGUUUCACUCCAUGUGUAACUACAGAGAAUCAAGACAAAAGUAAGGAGAAUAAUACUUUUUGGAAAUGGCCGAGAAAGUUUUUUCCAUUGUUGCAGAGCACGGAGCUCUAAAUUGGAUUAAACGUCAAAGUAGUUAUGUGUGCAACUUCGAAAAAAAUGUAGAUAAUGUUAAAGAUCAACUCCGCAAUCUGAAACGUAAGAGAGAGAGAAUCGAGCACGUUGUUGAUGAUGCAACCAAAAGAAAACUGGAGGUGAUUGAAAGUGACGUUCAACACUGGCUGCGGAGCGUGACAGCGGUUGUUGAGAAUGCAGAAAGUCUUUUCGAGGAAACACAGAGGGCAAAGAGGAGGCGUUUGUUUGGGUUAUUUCCUAAUGUGAAGGCAAUGUACCAGGUAGGUAAGAAAGCUGAGGACGAAUCAAAGGCAAUAGCAGAUCUUCAGUUGGCUGUAGGACAGUUUCAUAGUGUUUCAUAUCGUCCUGCUCCGCAAGGAAUACGUUUUGCAACCAUCAAGGAUUAUGAGACCUUCGAAUCAAGAGCAUGGCAUUUGGAUAAGAUUAUGAAGGCCUUAAAAGAUCCUAAUGUCAACAUGAUUGGCGUUUGGGGUAUGGGUGGUGUGGGCAAAACUACUCUUGUGAAGAAAGCUGCCCAACAAGCCAAUGCAGAUGAGAUUUUUGAUGUGGUGGUUUUUUCGGAGGUAUCUUCAAAUCAAGACUUGAAAAGGAUUCAAGGAGAAAUUGCAGAUGCCUUAGGCUUCAAAUUCGAGGCAGAGACAAUUUCUGGGAGAUCCAACCAGUUACAUGAACGUUUGCUGAAAGAAACAAAAAUUCUUGUGAUUCUUGAUAAUAUUUGGGCAAGGAUUGAUCUGGGAGAGUUAGGAAUACCUUUCAGGAAUGACCACAAAGGAUGCAAAAUAUUGAUGACAUCUAGAGAUAGGCGUGUAUUAUCCGAGAUUGGUACUAAUAGUUUGAAAAUCUGGGUUGAUACAUUAGAUGAUGUGGAGGCUCAAAAAUUAUUUGAGAAAAUGGCGGGAGAAGUCGUGAAAGUUCCCUAUUUGCAACCUCUUGCCAUUGAAAUAGCUAAAAGAUGUGCAGGUUUGCCACUUUUGAUUACCACAGUUGCAAGGGCCCUAAGUGAUAGAAAGGAUUCAUAUACUUGGAAAGAAGCCUUACAACAAUUAGAUAAGUUUGGAAAUGAUGAUUUUGAUGCACAAGUGUAUUCCGCUCUAGAGUUAAGUUUCAAUCAGUUGAAAGGUAAAUCGAAGAAAGAGGUGUUCUUGCUUUGUGGUCUACUAGUAAAUACUGAUUAUGCCAUUGAGGAUUUGGUGAAAUAUUGCAUGACCCUUGAUUCUUUCAAAGAUAUUGAUCAGUUGGAAGAUAGGAGAAACAAGUUGCAUAAAUUGGUUAUAGACCUCAAAUCCGCGUGUUUGUUAUUAGAUGGUCAAAAGAAUGGUUACAUCAAAAUGCAUGAUGUGGUUCGCAAAUUUGCUGUAUCAUUUGCACGUGAAAAUCAUAAUAUGUUCAUUGAAGAAUAUGAUGGUGAAUUGGAAGAAUGGCCCAAAAAGAAUACAGUUGCAAAGUUAUACUCGAUAUAUUUUCCUCACAAUUUCAUUCACAGACUAGUAGAAGGGUUGGAAUGUGAAGAGCUGAAGUUAUUUAUUCUGCAUUCCAAAAAUCGUGAUUUGAAGAUUCCUAAUUCAUUUUUCCAAGGGUUGAGAGGAAUUAUAGUCUUAGAUAUUAAGAAUAUAAGAUUUCCAUCUCUACCUUCAUCCCUUUAUUAUCUAGAAAACCUUCGCACUCUCUCUCUUGAGGAGUGUGAGCUGGAAGAUAUAGCCAGAAUAGGAAAUCUAGUUGGACUAGAAGUUCUUCGCAUUGUGAAUUCAAAGAUCUCCCAUUUUCCUGAGGAAACAAGACAAUUGACUCGUCUGAAGUUGUUCAGUGUCGAUGGAUGUUCAAAUCUUGCAGUGAUUCCACCAAAUGUCAUUUCAUCAUUCACUCAAUUAGAAGAAUUGCGUAUGGAAAAGAGCUUUGUGAACUGGGCGGCCGAAGGAGUUAAUGGUCAAAAUGCGUGUCUUGCUGAGUUGAACAAAUUGUCUAAGCUGACUAGCUUAGAUAUUCACAUUCCGAAUUCCAAUAUUAUGCCAAAUGACUUGUUCUCAGUCAAGUUAGAAAGAUUUAAAAUAGUAAUAGGAGAUGACUGGGCCGAGAGCUUGGAAUGGGGCUUCAAAUGGUUUGACAUGCAGUAUGAAAGGUCACGAAGUUUGCAACUCAAACUCUCCACAAGCAUUCAUUUGAAGCCUUGUGUUAAGGAAUUGUUGAAGAAAAGUGAAGAUCUAUAUCUCGAUGAAUUGGGUGGUGUUAACAGUGUUUGUGAGUUAGAUAGGGAAGGUUUUCCAAGAUUGAGAAUUUUAUUUGUCCAAGAGGGUCGGAACUUCCAAUACAUUGUAAACCCAAACACAACAACUCCUUGUAAAAUCUUUCCAGGCUUGGAGGUAUUGUCUCUUAAAAAUUUGAUUAACCUUGAGAUGAUAUGUCACGGCCAACUUGGAGUAGAGUCGUUUAGUAAGUUGAGAAUUGUGAGAGUGGAAAGAUGUGACAUGUUGAAGAACCUUUUCUCAUUCUCUAUUGUCAAAUCCCUUUUGCAACUGCAAGAAAUCAGCGUGGUGAACUGUAAAAACAUGGAGGAGAUGUUUUGCUGUGAAAGUGAUAAGGAUGACAAGUGCGAUGUGAUUGAGAUAACACAAGUACAAUACAUAUAUCUACAGAAUUUACCGAAGAUCACUAGCAUCCCACUUCUUAAUGGGAAGAUAGUGUUUCCCUACUUGGACUGGUUAUUCCUACGUGAUAUUGGUGCUGAAAAAAUAUGGGACAACAGUCUUCAACCAAUGCAACAUUUUGAUACAUUGAGAAAUUUGAGAUUGUCAGGCUGUCAUAAAUUAAAGUUCUUAUUGCCCGUUGUUGUGAUCAAAUAUCUCAUUCAACUCAUGGAACUUAAUGUAAGAGAUUGUGAAUUAAUGGAAGGGAUAAUAGAAGGAGUGACAAGUCAGAUGAUCUUCCCAAAAUUGACUCUCCUGAAACUCAAAGAUCUUCCAAAACUGAAAAGAUUCUGCACAGGAAAUUCUACUGAAUUUCCAUCCUUGUCCGAUAUGUGGAUAGAGAGAUGCCCGGAAUUGAAGUCGUUCAUCUUUGAUGAAAAGGACGUCAGCAAUGGUGACCUCCCACCUCCUCUCUUUGAUGAAAAGGGAUUUGAUGUUGUUGACAUAAGUUGA
This is a messenger RNA of Tripterygium wilfordii, 3820 nucleotides long. Its product is annotated as probable disease resistance protein At4g27220. The transcript has 8 exons. The coding region runs from base 620 to 3820 and encodes 1066 amino acids. Gene Ontology annotation, molecular function: ADP binding. The record is from RefSeq and is a predicted model, not a curated record. Lineage: Eukaryota; Viridiplantae; Streptophyta; Magnoliopsida; Celastrales; Celastraceae.